GAAGCACUACAAUAAGUUAGAGCAUUCGUAUUAGGAUGAUAUUGGGUGCUUCCUUUGUCAUUUAGAACCAAAAGCGAAACAAAAGUUGUCUUGUUCUCGUUGGAUUAAAUAAAUCUACUUUGUUUGUGUGUGUGCUCUUUCCCACCAUAUUGCUGUUGAUUUUUUUUCUUAGAAAGACGCAUCUCUUUUUUCGAAGCCCUUCUUUGCUGCAGCGCUCCUCCCCCCGCAGCUCGUUCAUCUUACGCGUACACUGUCAAGCAAUGAUGGAUGGUGAGACGGCCAAGGUGGAAAUGUCCGACAAGAUGACUUUUGUGGAUGCGGUGCCUGCGACUGCAAGCGGCGCCGGUGCGGCCCACGGCGUCAACAACCAGCCUGUUCUCUACCAGCAGAGCAACGACGAACCUCUCCCUACCUACGCCGCCAUCCUCAGUGCGCAGGAGCCGAUCGUCUCCAAGGUGCAGCGGCUCUACGGCGUCACGCAUCAGCGUAUUCAGCGCAACUUCUCCGCUCUGCGUCCGUGGUCCGAAUUCUUCGACUCGACCUUCUUCCACAGCCCUGCUGGUGUGACAGAUGUAGUGAACCGCCUGAACCGUAACCUGCCCUACUUCUACGCCAAUUACCUCGUGCUCUCGCUCGUCUGCUCUUCCUACAUCCUUCUCAUCAAUCUUCCCUUCUCCAUCUACGUGGCAAUCACGGUCUUUUUCUACCUCUUCGUGCGCAACCGCGCAGCCGCGGUAUCCCAGCUGGCGGCUCAAGGUGCCCCAGAGGAGGAACAAAGGGUGUACAUCGCAGCCUACGCUUUCACUGUGUCGCAGCUGUAUUUGAUGCUGAUUGUUUUUGGUGUGGUGGGCUUCUACUUCACCAGCGGCAGCUCUGCCGUCUUUUGGCUACUGCUGACCUCGCUCGGUAUUUCUGUCGCACACGCUGGCAUGCGUCGUCCUCCGAUUCAGGACUCUGCGUUUGAUUUCGCGUAA
Molecule: messenger RNA, 974 nt
Organism: Leptomonas pyrrhocoris
Lineage: Eukaryota; Euglenozoa; Kinetoplastea; Trypanosomatida; Trypanosomatidae
Exons: 1
Coding region: 261-974 (237 amino acids)
Cellular component (GO): Golgi apparatus
Source: RefSeq, a predicted model, not a curated record